This is a messenger RNA of Eublepharis macularius, 6504 nucleotides long. RefSeq names its product repulsive guidance molecule BMP co-receptor a (gene RGMA). Gene Ontology annotation, cellular component: plasma membrane. Bases 1 to 1503 code for a protein of 500 amino acids. The record is from RefSeq and is a predicted model, not a curated record. Gene Ontology annotation, molecular function: coreceptor activity. The transcript is spliced from 4 exons. Gene Ontology annotation, biological process: BMP signaling pathway. NCBI's taxonomy places the organism in Eukaryota, Metazoa, Chordata, Lepidosauria, Squamata, Eublepharidae.
AUGGAUUUGAGUUGGGGUCUGCCUCAUCGGAGUCGGGUCCCUCUUGUUUUCUGUCUGCUUUUGUUGAUUUUUUUUGUUUUGAAUUGUUUUGCCUUUCACGUCUCCUCUUUCUUGCAAUUGAUUUUACUUUCUCUCCUUCCUCUGACCCUUUUUCUUCUUUCUCUCUCUCUGUCUGUUGAAAACAACUCUUAUUUUAGGGAGAGGAUAGUGGUUAGAGGCGAAGCUGGAUGGAUGGGUAUGGGGAAAGGGGCAAGAACGGAAGCCCUGGGACUGAUCCAAACCCUCUUUCUCUCUCUCUGCAUCUUCCCGACAGGGAUGUCUCCAUGCAAAAUCAUGAAGUGCAACUCUGAGUUUUUGGCAGCCACGUCAGGGCCUCACCACCUCGGUGCCGAGGAGGCCCCCGAAUUCUGCACUGCCCUGCGUACCUACGCCCACUGCACCCACCGUACAGCUCGGACCUGCCGGGGAGACCUGGUUUAUCACUCUGCCGUCCACGGCAUCGAUGACCUCAUGGUCCAACACAACUGCUCCAAAGAGGGCCCCACCUCGCAGCCCCGCCUCCGCCCUCUGCCCCGAGGUGAUAGCCAGGAGCGCUCGGACAGCCCUGAGAUCUGCCAUUACGAGAGGAGCUUCCACAAACACUCCCCCCCUCCCAAUUACACCCACUGCGGGCUCUUUGGAGAUCCCCAUCUCAGGACUUUUUCAGACACUUUCCAGACAUGCAAAAUCAAGGGAGCAUGGCCGCUCAUAGACAAUAACUACCUGAACGUACAGGUCACCAACACACCUGUCUUGCCUGGAUCUACGGCGACAGCCACCAGCAAGCUCACGAUUAUCUUCAAGAGCUUCCAGGAGUGUGUGGACCAAAAAAUGUACCAGGCCAAGAUGGAUGAGCUCCCGGCGGCCUUUGUCGACGGCUCCCAGAACGGCGGGGACAAGCACGGAGCCAACAGCCUGAAAAUCACGGAGAAAGUGGCCGGUCAGCACAUCGAGAUUCAGGCCAAGUACAUUGGGACAACCAUCGUGGUGAGGCAGGUUGGCCGCUACCUCACCUUUGCCGUGCGGAUGCCUGAGGAGGUGGUGAACGCCGUAGAGGACAGGGACAAUCAGGGCCUGUACCUCUGCCUACGGGGCUGCCCGCUCAACGAGCAGAUAGACUUCGAGGCCUUCCGCCCCACCGCGCAGACCAGAGAAAACGAGCCUCGGCGGAAAGGGCAGGGCUUCAGCCAUGACACCGCCACAGCCAAGUGCCGAGAGAAGCUUCCGAUCGAGGACGUGUACUUCAAAUCAUGUGUCUUCGACCUCUUGACCACGGGGGACGUCAACUUCACCCUCGCGGCCUAUUACGCCUUCGAGGAUGUCAAGAUGCUCCAUUCCAACAAAGACAAAUUGCACUUGUACGGACAGUCCAGAAACAUGGCUCCCUCCCAGAGACCCACCCCUCUUUUCCUUCUCCUAGCUGUGCUGGUGUAUUUGCCCCAGUUCUUGGCCCUUUUCCUAUAGACCUUCAUCCUGGCAGAAGCCGCCGAAGCCGGAGGCAACCACAAACAAAAUAAUUGUACUGGAACAAGCUGAGCCAUCUGGGAGUGAAUGUCUUUUUUAAAAACGUCUCUGAGUGAGUCCUGGACCUCCACCUUGCAGUAUAAAACUUUUCUUCCUUUGUGUGGAGUCUCUGCAAGACUCAGCUGUGCCACCUUCCAUGCUCCGUCCCCUCAUUUCCUCCUAUUGCUAAGACCAAUGGGAAGCCCUUUCCCUUUCCACACACCCCCUUUUUCUGUGUUUUCAGUGGUUGUGGUGAUUGUGAUUUUGGCAUUUGUGUAAACUGAGUUGUCGUCGGAGAAGUGGAGGUGGCCGACGUCGCCAGAAAGGAGCUGCAGUAUCACACAACUGCACAAGGUGGCGUCAAAAAGGACCAGAGGGAAAGGUCUUCUGGGCACGGCCCGCUCCGUGCCUCCCUCCCUGGGUGGUUAGAGUUUUUUUUCAUUGGGUGCACCUGUUUUCUCCGGGGCACACUGUCUGCACCUGGCAGAAUGGUUCGCACAUCCUUCUCCUCCCCACACGUGCAGAGCAUGCCCCUGCACGUUUGUAAUGGCUGCUGGUGCACCCCCGGCGUCUGCGUUCUCCCUUGUGCAGCUGCAGGCAGCUGCCUGGGCAAAGUUGGGUGUGACAAGCGUGCUGGGAUCUACCUUCUUUCCCCCUCUCCUGCACUCCCAUGGAAUCUGUUUCUUUCCCCACUAGCAGGGUGUUGGGUCUUUGGGUUAGGAAGAGCAUAACACCAGGAGAGAAGAGACUGCCUUGCCCAGCAGAUUUUGGUCUUGACCAAAGGUCCCCUGGGCGCUGCAAUCCUGCUAUCCCUGCCUGGUUUCCGAUCCUCUGCUUCUCCACCCUUUCUCUCACCACCACCAGGUACACUCAGGAUACACUAGGCCAGUAUUCCAGUGGGGUAGGCUACUUGUUUGUUUUUGCUUUCACCUUGCACAGCAAAGAGAGUUUGAGAAUUUUCUCCCUGGGGAUUCUUGCUGAAAACUUGCCAUGAGCUUUCAAACCCUAUAUACCCCCCCCCACACACACACACACACCCUCCUUUUGUGAGCCAUGGAGAACUUCUCUACUCAACAAGUAACAAAUUGUGGCAUGCACUGCCAGUGGAAAUAGGGAGGGCCGUGAGCUUACAAGAUUCACGGAGGAUAGGUACAUCAGUGGCUGCUAGCUGUGAUGACUGAAGAGGGCCUCCAUAUGCAGAGGCAGCAAACUUUUGAAUCCCAGUGGCGGGAAGCAACAGCGUCUACGUCAUGUUUGUUGGCCCUGCAAGGUGACUCAUUCGGCUACUGUAUGAAACGGGAAGGUGGACUAGGUGAAUCAAUGUUCUGAUCCAACAGGGCUCCUCUUACAUUCAUGUGAGCUCAGCCAAAAAUGGCUGAGAUGGAGACUGAGUUCUAGCACAACAAAACAAGCUUAGACCUCUGCUUCCAGACUACAAUUGCAUCAUGAAUUGGCGUGAGGAUGCUAUUUCCUACCAUCAGCGUCCCCUUUUUCCAAGAAAUGCUGGGAAUUGUGUUUCCUGUGUGAGGGAUGGGGAGUAAAGCUCAUGAGAAAAUUCUCCACAUGAACUACAAUUCCCAGACUUCUUAAAGUAGGAUCCUUAAAGUGAUGCCAAACCAACGUAGGUUGGACCUUCAGUGCUCUUCUUCACAGGCUAGUCACAAAGAUAUUUCACCUGGAAUCAUGUGCCAGAAGAGGGAAUUUUGGCUGGGGCACCUGUCCUGCCGAAAUGGCCUCCUCUACACAGGAAUUAAAGCAGUGAAUCUCAAAGGUGUUCUGUGAAAAAUCAAGGCACCUAAAAAAUUUACAGGAUCUCGUGAGUUCAAAACGUCUAGCCCUAGAGGAGGCUGCUUGCUGCGUCUCUGUACGUCAUCCCUUUUGCCAAUUGACUUCUAUGGGGCAUAGAGUUACCCGGUCUCCUGCUGUGGAGAGAGGUUUCCUCAUAUUCCAUCUCGUUGCCUGCCAGCGCUUUAGGCACCAGCCGUAGGAAAUGGGGAGGACAUAUGCUGGUGUGCUGGUGUGCUUCCAUCGCUUUGGGUGGAAACCAGAAGUGACGUGGCAAAUACUCUAGGAAGUUGCAAAAAUUCUAUGGUAAAGCGAUAUGGGUUUUUGCAAAAUGCUAGAGCAUCUGCAAUGCCACUUCCCGUUCUGCUUUUGGGGAGGUGAAAGUGAAGCAAGCCUCUCAUUUUAACUUAGAGAAAGUGUGUAUCUGUGAUCAGAAGUUUGAGGGGCACUGGCUUAAAUGUUCCGGGGUCCAUUCCCACUUGAUAUCACUCUGGCCUUCCUCCACAAACAUUUCUGAGCCAAAAAGAGCAAACGUUUUGAUCAGGGUGUAUUGAGACAUCUUCUUGAAUUUCCAGAUAGCCGCUUCCCCCAUGUGGACAGAACCACUUUUUACAUAUGAAACUUUUUUGUUUUUUGCUGCAAGUUUGCACUGGUCACCCCAGCUUUGAUAAAGUUCCAAGACAUGUCCGGCUUGUGCUUCCUCCUGAAGAAUGGGUUAAAAUAGCUGGACAGAUGUUGAGCCAUCAAGAGCUGUGCGAAAGGCAUGCAAAUCCCCUGAAGUCAUCGAUUCCUUUUGAUGCUGGCAUAGAAAUCAGAGCUGGGUUGAGGUGCGAGAUGUCUACUCUGGUGUACUCUAUUCAUGCACGCAAAAAGUUGUCACACAGGAUUACUCUUGACUGCUGCAAUUUGAUUAUCCCUGUCUCUCUACAUCAGACAUCUGCCAAGUGAAGAACACGUGUCAGGAGAUCCAGUGUUCACCUGGAAGUUUAAAAAGACAGAGCCGGCAGCAGGGCAAAGGCUUUGCUGUACACUGGAGCUUUGUGAAUGGGCUGAGAAAUGCUAGAAGGGAAACUUCUGCCCGUUAUAACCUCUCCAGGUCCAAGCCCGGCUCUGGAAGGCAGCUCCAGCCCAUUUCCAUUCCUUGCUGUCCUCUGGUUGAGAUCCCACACAGUUUUAGACUGGAGAGGUGAAAUUGACAGAGCCUUCCAGGAGGCAAAGAUGAAAUUAACAAACCUUCUGAGAAGCGAUCUCCACUGACUCUCUCUUUUAAAACUACAUUUCCCAGCUAACAGUGUGUCACCCUACACUUCACAAACACGUGCUGAGGUGUCUGGUGUAGAGAGACUCUGGCAGUGCAAUCCUAUGGAGAGUUACUCCAGUCUAAUCCCAUUGACUUCAAUAGGCUUAGACUGGAGUAACUCUCCAUAGGAGUGCACUGUUAGUUCCAUUUGAGUAAAUGUCUAAACUGUCUAGGAAUGGCCCCUUUGAGCAAGGAGGCACCACCCCAUAAUACUCCGUCGUUGAAUCCAACCCCCCGGCAACCCAGCUUCUGAUCUCCAGCCCUCAUUUUCUUCCUCCAAUAUCUCUGCUGCUCUGUUCAACUGCAGUUUCGUAGCCCUUGGGUGUAAAUUAUUACAUUUUUAAUAUCAAGCAGGACUUCCCAGUGGUCUUGUGUGACUGUACAGAUAAAGAGGUGUAUGUUUUGUUUCCAGUGUUUAAAGAUAUGUGUUUACUACUUCACCCCCAUGGUUUGAUUUGCCAAUGGCCAAUUUUUCUCCCGUUUUUCUGUUGGUUUGUGUAUCUUUCGAGAGAGAGCAUAAAACAGGGAUCACUCAAGCAAGUGUGCAAAUUUGGGCUCACUUGGGUAAGAAAGGGAGAUUGGGGAUUGCCGGGUCAGCAAAAGGGGAGAUCGCAGUUCCCAAUCCCUAGAAAUCUUUCAGUCAGUUUUUUUGGGGAGAAGAGAUCUUGUUGAGACGAGUCAGCCAUCUUGAAAUUUGGCACGCACAAUUGCCAUCUUGAAAUCUGGCGCAAUUCUUUUGCCGAUCUGACUUACGGAUUUUUGUUAGAAUGUUGUUCAACCAAUGAGGAUGGUUGUAUGGUGAGCCAAAGACAUGUUGCUGGUCACCAGAUAGCUGACCCACAAUCCUUUGCAAUGUCACAGAAGAUUGUUAGAGGCAAAAUUUGUGGUGAAUGCUCUCCUUGUUGACUGGCCACCAGAUAGCUGCCCCACCAAACUGGUCACCAGAUAGCUGCCCGGAUAGCAACUUAGCAUCUUCUGUAGUACUGCAGAUAGUGUCAUUAGUACUAAAUAAAAACGUCACUGAGGACACAGAAUGCAAAUUGUGGUUUAUGGAUGUGCAGGAUCCAGCUAAGGUGAAAACCUUUUGUUUAAUCUUACUUCUUCCAAUUCCUUCUAAAACAGAGUUUCUGUCAAGUAAUGGAAAUAUUCAGAUUUCCAUCAGAGAAGAGACUGGAAUGGAAGGCCUUGACUUUAAAAAAUGACAUUUCAGGGCUGUAAAUAAAAUUCAAUGCCCAAAUGAGGCCAAAUUGAAACACACUGUGGAGGUCCUAAGAAGUUAGAUAACUAAGGGAAUCAUUUGACUCAAACCAUAAGCCUUGUCCAUGCUCAUGUUUGAGCCAGACUUCUGAAGAAAUUCACAAAAAGAAAGAGGAAUCUAAACUCCCUCUGUGGCUGUGUUCAUACAAACAGUUGUAGUGGAUGGGUUCACCUGCUGGGAAGGUUAUCCAAAUCCACCGGCAACGUGACACAGGAGUACUUGCCUGCCACUGGAAAUUUUUUUUUAAAAGAUGAAAUUGUGUGUGUGGUGAUGGGUCUUCUCAACUAAUCCUACUCUAUAGAAUCUGCCCUCUUACUCCCCGCAUGUGGGAUCUGUGACUGUUUCUUUGUGUUUCUUAGGUGUUGAGAUAUCCCUGUUUUAAUGAUCAAAGAUUCGAGAAAGCACUUUAUUUUGGUAAUGUUCUGGCUUACAGGUGAAGCAGAGCCAAUGAAGACCCAGCAGAUUUUAAAAAAUAGAGGGCAGGGCAGAAAUCACCUUCACCAUCCUGCCUUCCCUUCCACCUUUUGUGUACGCGUAGGACUUUUGUGGGGUGUUAAUGUACAUACUGUAAAUUAUUUAUUGAUGAAAAUUCGAGUAAAUUUUUUUCCCCUUCCCAACA